AAAAAAAAAAGCCAAUGAGCUCCCGGAGUCGGCCAACAUGCUGAAGAAGUCGCGGAAAGUGGUCCUCUUUGUUGGGCUCGUGAGAUACGCAUUUGGGCGGUUUGCGGACAUCCUGUGGCGAUACUACUUCACCAAGAAAAUUCCCAUCCCCCCAGCAGCGAAAGACGCCGAGCCGGUCAAUAUUGUCAUCGUUGGGGCUUCAUUCGCCGGUUACCAUGCCGUCCGAGUGAUAGCCGCUUCACUGCCAGUAGAGGGGCCAUACCGUCUCAUUAUCAUCGAACCGAACCGGCACUGGCAAUUCACAUGGACGCUGCCUCGCUUUUGUGUCGUGGAGGGACAUGAGCACAAAACGUUUAUCCCCUAUGGGACUUACCUGCCGGCAGGCUCCGAGUCCAUCGUACGAUGGAUUCAUGACCGUGUCUCGACUAUCACGGAGAGAACGGUAACCAUCCAAAGCACCGGCGAAGAGAUUCCGUACUCUUACAUGAUCAUUGCAACGGGAUCCGGCGCUGGCAUGACAUUGCCAUCACGAGUAGGCUCAACGGACAAGACGGAAGGAAUCCAAUUACUGCAGAGCUUCCAGCAGCGCAUAAAGGCCGCGAGAGAUCUGGUUGUUGUCGGCGGGGGCGCCGCGGGUGUUGAGCUUGCCACAGAUGCCAAAGAUCGGUAUCCCGAGAAAAACGUGACGUUGGUUCAUUCCAGAGACGCAGUCAUGAAUCGGUUCGGCCAAGAUCUGCAAAUCAGAGCCCUCGAGGGCUUGAAGCAACUUGGCAUCGAGGUCUUUCUGGGAGAACGGACAACUACUGAGUCGCCUGUGGACGGUCUUGUUACCCUUAGUUCUGGCCGCAAGAUUGAGUGCGACUUUUUGGUCAACGCCAUUGGCCAGCAACCUUCCUCUCAGCUGAUCAGCGAGUUCGUCCCUGAGGCGAUCGCCAACUCGGGCCGUAUCAAGGUCAAACCUACAAUGCAGAUUGGCGUCGACUCGCUUCCUAAUAUUUACGUCUGUGGUGAUGUUGCUGAGACGGGUGUCACCAACCCCAAUGCCCGAGUUGCCAUGAAGCAGGCCACUUACGCUGCAGACAAUCUGCUUCUGGCUCUUCAGGGUAAGCAGCCUACGAAACUCUAUCACCAACACUGGGCGUAUGGUUUUAUCAAGUUGACACUUGGCUUGCACAAAUCCAUCUCGGCCUUUGGAACUGGAGACACCGAGUUACUGUUCCGGUCGAAGAACAAGGCUGUUACCUUGAUGAUUGAGCGGGUUUGGACACAUAUGGGAGCCAAGCCCUAUGAAGAUACAGAGUAGGAACACGGCUAUGCCCAGAACUCGGUCUCUGAUUUAAUUCUCCAGGAAGUCCACGAGACUCGGUAAUUAAAUAGCAGAACACAAACGACUUUUGGUUUCACACAGAAACCGUGUACCUGCAAAUAUAUUGAACACAUUAUACCACUCAAAGCACUCUUGGUAUUUUCCAAAUUAAGAACCUUGUCUUCUUUAUCUUUAAAUGUAUGGCGUCUAUUGUCGGUGGACCUCUGUCGAUUUGAUGACGCAAUGUCUCCCACGUUUUGGAAACAGAACUCAAACCCCCUGCGAAUAUCGUGAGAUUAUGGUACCAAUAUUAUAUGCCCCAUCAGACAUGCAGACGGGCGGGUUCGUCCAAGAAACCAAAGUCGGUGCUAUAGGGGG
Messenger RNA from Colletotrichum navitas, 1684 nucleotides. RefSeq lists its product as uncharacterized. Bases 38 to 1303 code for a protein of 421 amino acids. The transcript has 3 exons. The record is from RefSeq and is a predicted model, not a curated record. Gene Ontology annotation, molecular function: flavin adenine dinucleotide binding; electron-transferring-flavoprotein dehydrogenase activity. NCBI's taxonomy places the organism in Eukaryota, Fungi, Ascomycota, Sordariomycetes, Glomerellales, Glomerellaceae. Gene Ontology annotation, cellular component: cytoplasm.